CGAGGCCCGGUUCCCCAGGCUCGACCAGCGCCUGAGGAGGUAUGCUCCUUGAACGCUGGGCCUGUGCGCGCGCCCAGACACACACGUGGCUCCUUGAUUGGCCACGUGGUGUCUGCUGUUGGUGACGUGGCUGUCCAUGACGCGCGGACAGGGGUACCGCCAGCAGAGAUUGAAGACGACGAUAAACAUGGCGGCGCAGCACUUCGGGAACGAGAUGGAGGUGGAUGGGGAGUUGCAAUGUGGAGAUAGUUUUUACUACACAGAGAUCUACGAUAAUAAUGAUGACGUCGGGUAUGGAGAGGACUAUGGGCAUGAUGAGGUCGACGUGGCCAGCUACUUCGCAAACCUUUCCGCAGUCCACGUGGAGGGCGUGAUUGGUGACGAUGAGCAAGAAGAAGGAGACGUUGACAAUAGCGAAACAGGCGCGCUGGAGGACGAUGACGUCGUUGGCUACUUCGCGGCCUUCAAUUCGGUGUGUGGGGAGCGCACACCAGAAAGGGAUGAUAAGCGCAGGGAGUGGGAGUAUGGCGUUGGUGAAGUGAGAGGGUGGGACGUGGAGUGGGGGCAGAAGGCAACAGUGACACUACCGGUGACGACAACAGCACGCAUGUUAAUAUCAUCAUCUACAACAACAUCUCUUGAUGUUGAUGAUGUCCCUCAGCCUCAGUGGGAUGCUGAGGAGAGGGUUUAUAUUGCCCUCAAUGAGGAGGAGGGGCUGACCACUAUCACUGAGAUGGGGAUGAUGGGAGGCAACAAUGUCAGUAAGGGCGGGAAGGGUGUGCAGGUCGAGAAGGACAUCAACAACAUCGACAACAACGACGAAGACAACGACAACAACAGCAACAACAAUGACAAGGGCGAGAAGGACAUCAACAACAUCGACAGCGACGACGAAGACAACGACAACAACAGCAACAACAAUGACAACACGGACGUGGAUGAGGGUGGAAAGGGUGGAAAGGGUGAAAAGGGUGAGGAGGGUGCGAAGGAUGAAAUUGACAACAACAACAACAACAACAACAACAACAACAACAACAACAACAACAACAACAACAACAACAACAAUAACAACAUCAACAUUAAUAACAGCACUAAUGGCAACACCAAUAUCAACAAUCCAGACGACGGCGAUGGCAAUAACCAUGAGAGCAGCGGUGCUGAGAGGGGAGCUGAUGCAUCCAACUUCAGCAUCAUGGGGAAGAUGCUGCCAUCAGUGCAGUGGGAGGGAACCUGCUGCUUAUUAUGGAUGGUGAAUCGCGGCUUGAGGCUGAAGUUACGAUUCACCGUUCCUCUCCACCCUUGCAUGGCGUUUAUCCACGAUGAAGUGUCUCUUCAUUUCUGGCACCGGGUGGGGAUAGGAUAGGCAAUAUAUGCUUCGUACGAUUACUACCGAGC
Chara braunii is the source of this 1395-nucleotide messenger RNA. Lineage: Eukaryota; Viridiplantae; Streptophyta; Charophyceae; Charales; Characeae. The record is from the annotation of a GenBank genome assembly.